Chaetomium fimeti is the source of this 348-nucleotide messenger RNA. RefSeq lists its product as uncharacterized. Lineage: Eukaryota; Fungi; Ascomycota; Sordariomycetes; Sordariales; Chaetomiaceae. The coding region runs from base 6 to 224 and encodes 72 amino acids. The transcript has a single exon. The record is from RefSeq and is a predicted model, not a curated record.
GGUGAAUGGCCUUUGUGCCAUUGUAUUGUUGGUCGUUUCAUGCUUUCGCCAAAGCCGGCCUGUCACUGUGCUAUCUUUGUCUAGGCCUAUCUAUGAGCGCUUCACUUCUUCCCUGUGGACCGGCCCUUAGGAAACAAACAAGUCGACACGGCCACGGACCUGUCGCUGUAGUCACUGCCACCACACCCACACUUAGCCGUCGUGAUUUACGAGAUACUCCGUGACGUGGCAGGUUGAGCCUCCCACCCUCAGGUGACAAGAGACUCUGGGUCCCGAGGCCAAUACCUUGCAGUUUGACUUUCGUUGGGGUGUUGUAGGUUCGUAGGGUUGGUUCGCGUUAAAUCUACC